AUGGCAACAUUGGAAGAAAAAUUAUUGCACGGUAAAGCGGCCGGGUAUUGCAGUAGCAGUGAUGAGGAGCAAGAUGACUGCUGCGUUGGGACCAGCAGUGAUGCACCGCCGCCGAUGUCUAGUGGUUUGCGAAACACGGGUCCAAAGGGGGUCCUGGACGAUUACAGGACAUUCCAGGAGUGUCAAAGGCGAGAAUUAGCGGAAACAAACGAAAAGAUUCUUAAUGCGGCAAAAUACUGCACUUUAUCGGGGCGCGACGACAACUCGGAUUUAGAAAUGCUUCGAAGCAAAAGAAUUCAAGAAUUAGCAGAUUUCACAUUGGCCAGAGGAAAAAUCGUCGAAAUAACAAAAAAAGAGGAAUUUUUGGAUUUUAUUGAAACCAAUCGUGAUUGCUGGAUUCUGAUACACAUCUACGAUGAUGAUAACGAAGGUUGCGUAACACUGAACAAAAUUUUCAAUCAGCUUGCCUUGAAAUAUCCAUACGUGAAAUUGGCGAAAGUGUUACCAUCAGUGGUUGGAAUGUCAUCUCAGUUCCGAGAAAUUGGUCUUCCAUCAUUGCAAAUAUAUUGUAACGAGACGCUUCGCGGUAAUUUUGUACGCUUAACGGAUCAGCUUGGCGAACAAUUCACAGCGCAGCAAUUAGUAGAAUUCUUGAGCGAGUGA
Gongylonema pulchrum is the source of this 663-nucleotide messenger RNA. NCBI's taxonomy places the organism in Eukaryota, Metazoa, Nematoda, Chromadorea, Rhabditida, Gongylonematidae. The record is from the annotation of a GenBank genome assembly.